This is a messenger RNA of Capra hircus (goat), 4741 nucleotides long. It is a transcript of the gene RBMX, whose product is annotated as RNA binding motif protein, X-linked. Bases 198 to 1373 code for a protein of 391 amino acids. Gene Ontology annotation, cellular component: spliceosomal complex. Lineage: Eukaryota; Metazoa; Chordata; Mammalia; Artiodactyla; Bovidae. The record is from RefSeq and is a predicted model, not a curated record. Gene Ontology annotation, molecular function: RNA binding. Gene Ontology annotation, biological process: positive regulation of mRNA splicing, via spliceosome. The transcript has 10 exons.
GAGCCUCGUUCCCGGGCCGUAUAAAGUUUGCUGUCUCCUUUGUUCGCCCUCGUUGCGCAGUAGUGCGAGCGCCUCACAGCUUCCGUUCUCAGGGUCGGCUGCCCUCCCGCGUGCCGAGCUGCUAGGAAGCCGCUGUUGGCGAGCUCGUAGGAGCUUGAGACCGUCGUCACCUCUCCAAUUUUAACCAGAGGGGAAAAAUGGUUGAGGCAGAUCGCCCAGGAAAGCUCUUUAUCGGUGGCCUCAAUACAGAAACCAAUGAGAAAGCCCUUGAAGCAGUAUUUGGCAAAUAUGGACGAAUAGUGGAAGUUCUCUUGAUGAAAGAUCGUGAAACCAACAAAUCUAGAGGAUUUGCUUUUGUCACCUUUGAAAGCCCAGCAGAUGCUAAGGAUGCAGCCAGAGACAUGAAUGGAAAGUCCUUAGAUGGAAAAGCCAUCAAGGUAGAACAAGCCACUAAACCGUCAUUUGAAAGUGGUAGACGUGGACCACCUCCGCCUCCAAGAAGCAGAGGCCCUCCCAGAGGCCUUCGAGGAGGAAGAGGAGGAAGUGGAGGAACCAGGGGACCUCCAUCCCAUGGAGGGCACAUGGAUGAUGGUGGCUAUUCCAUGAAUUUUAACAUGAGUUCUUCCAGGGGACCACUUCCGGUAAAAAGAGGACCACCACCACGAAGUGGGGGUCCUCCUCCUAAAAGAUCUGCCCCUUCAGGACCAGUUCGAAGCAGCAGUGGAAUGGGAGGAAGAGCUCCUGUAUCACGUGGAAGAGAUAGUUACGGAGGUCCACCUCGAAGGGAACCCUUGCCCUCUCGUAGAGAUGUUUAUUUGUCCCCAAGAGAUGAUGGAUAUUCUACUAAAGACAGCUAUUCAAGCAGAGAUUACCCAAGUUCUCGUGAUACAAGAGAUUAUGCACCACCACCAAGAGAUUAUACUUACCGUGAUUAUGGUCAUUCCAGUUCACGUGAUGACUAUCCAUCAAGAGGCUAUAGUGAUAGAGAUGGCUAUGGUCGUGAUCGUGACUAUUCAGAUCAUCCAAGUGGAGGUUCCUACAGAGAUUCAUAUGAGAGUUAUGGUAACUCACGUAGUGCUCCACCUACACGAGGGCCCCCGCCAUCUUAUGGUGGAAGCAGUCGCUAUGAUGAUUACAGCAGCUCACGUGACGGAUAUGGUGGAAGUCGAGACAGUUACUCAAGCAGCCGAAGUGAUCUCUACUCAAGUGGUCGUGAUCGGGUUGGCAGACAAGAAAGAGGGCUUCCCCCUUCUAUGGAAAGGGGGUACCCUCCUCCACGAGAUUCCUACAGCAGUUCAAGCCGCGGAGCACCAAGAGGUGGUGGCCGUGGAGGAAGCCGAUCUGAUAGAGGGGGAGGCAGAAGCAGAUAUUAAAAACAAACAACUUUGGACCAAAAUCCCUGUUGAAAGAAACAAACAAAAGUGGAACCUGUUCUAUCAUAACUACCCAAGGACUACUAAAAGGAAAGAUUGUGUUACUUUUUUUAAAUUUCCUGUUAAGUUCCCCUUCCAUAAUUUUUAUGUUCUUGUGAGGAAAGAAAAACAUGUUUAAUCUUUGAUUUUAUGACAUUGCUUUCAACAAGCAAAUGGAAUGUUAAGUGUGUUUAAGACUUGACAUGUGUACUAGUGGUGUAAUCUUCCAAGUAAAAGUGUCCCUAAAGGCCACUUCCUAUAGGAUUUUCCCCAGUAAAUGAUGAGGCAAGCAGUUUAUCUUACACAAAAUAUCUAGUCAUCUAAAAUGGAGAGAUGAAUCCUCCUGCCUAUAUAAACAAGCUAGCUAUUAGAGGGUGGUCGGGGUAUGCUACUCUUAGGAUUUCAGAGUGUCUUCAAGCUGAAAUCUCAAAUGUUCUCAGUAUGAAAAACCUGAGAUCAGAUGCAUAUAUGUAAAAAAGUGCUAUUCGCCCAGUAAACCCAGAAAAAAGCAAAUGGAUAAUGCUGGCCAUAUUUUGCCUUUCUGACAUUUCCUUGGGAAUCUACAAGAACCUCCCCUUUCCCCCUCCCCAAUAAGACCAUUUAAGUGUGUGUUAAGCAACUACAGAAUACUAAAUAAAAAGUUUGGCCAAAACCAACCAUGAAGCUGCAAACGAUGCUUGCUCUUACUGUUUCAAAUUUUUGCAACUCUGUAGUGUCUCACUUUUAAGGAACAGCUUGAUUGCAAAGGAGAAAAUAGAUAAGCAAUGAAGUUAUCUCCAACUUCUCAAAGGCUUAUGACUUCUAAAAAGUGAAUCUAUCAGCAUUCCACAUCAGAUUUAAAGCAUCAAAUGCCUGUGAAACAGCAAAGAUGGUAAGCAAAGCAAACUAGUUUUUCCGUCUAAGUCGAAAUUGAACACUUACCUUCCUCAUAGUACAGUGAAACAUACUGUACCUCAUGGCAAUGGAAAUGCUUUCUAGAUUAAAAAAAAAAAACUUUUGGAAAACAAAGUGUUCGAUAGCAUAUUAGAAGUCCUCCAAAUUCAACACUUGGAUUUCUUUUUUUAAAGCAUGUGUGACACUUAAAGGCCUUAAUACAGCUGUUUACCAGUAGCGAUCUGGGGCUUGGGAGGGGGUAUUUUUUAAAUCUUAUUUUUGAUGAAGACCUUUAAACAUGCUUCAUGUUUUAACGUUUUUCAAGUUAGUCUUUUAGUCAAUAUAGGGAAAUGGCUUAAGUUUGGGGUCCCCCUCUCUUUACCCCCAGUAAGCCAUUGCAAACCUGACAUUUAGUUGGAUGCCUGACUUGUUUUUAGUUCUGUGAAACUACACUCUAUGGAGAAAAUCUAUUGCAAGUGGUCUUUAAAAAGCAAAACCUGAGGCAGCAUGACCCAGGUCCAGCCAUGAAGUUGAAAAAGAUGCUCUUGAAUAUAGUAAACUUGAAGACCUCCAACUAAAAAUCCUUACACUGCACUUAAUUCCUUCAAAUAAGUUUUGUCCGUUCAACUUAUGGAUUUAACAUGGCAGUGCACCAUUGGAACAGAAUGGGAAUCCAUAAGCCAUGCAACUUAACCAUUUAAGCCAUUCCAGUCCAUCCCAAGCCAGUGAAGCUUCCACCACUUAAGAGAAAUAGUAGAACACGAAAUACGUUAAGCUGCAAGUCUGAACUUGCCUUUUCUUUCUGGAAAAGAGGGCAGUUAUAGGCAAGUUUUGAAGAAUUUCCUUAAGAGAGAUAACUAGUUACCUAUUUAAUUUUUACAGGUUGAGAAUUUUGGUCAUGGUCUUGAUGGUCAUGGAGUGCUGAUUUUUUUCACACUAGAUAAAGCUGGCAACAAGAGAAAUGCAAUGCUAAGAGCUGUUGAAGCGGAAGAAUUGCUGAUUGUCCUUAAGGCACAACAGUUGCAUAAACAGUACUCAUCAGAAUUGGUUUGGUGCAGACAAGAUGUUUGCCUUCCAGGGUUCCCGUGGCUCUAAGGAAGGCAUCAACCCCAGUUGGUUAGCACUCUUAACUAGGGAGUGGCAGUUUCUUAAAAUAAGUAAUUGACAAGGUGGAGAAAGGGGAGUAAUUAAGGAAAUGGGUAAGUGGAGGUAGUCAGGAAGUUCUUGUUCUUUUUUCAGCUUUGACUUUACUUUAGCUAAAGUCGUAGAAGUGAUGUGAAAGUCGCUCAGUCAUGUCUCUUUGUGACCCCAUGGACUAUACAGUCCGUGGAAUUCUCCAGGCUAGAAUACUGGAGUGGGUAGCCUUUCCCAUCUCCAGGGGAUCUUCCCAACCCAGGGAUCAAACCCAGGUCUCCCGCAUUGCAGGCGGAUUUUUGACCAGCUGAGCCACAAGGGAAGCCCAAAAUCAUAGGGACAACUGCAACUUAGAACUUCCUAAUUACCACUGAUUGUCAGAAAGUUGGAUUAGAAAACUGAAAGGCAUAAGAGGUAACUUUAUCCAGUAAAGUGAUUUUUCAGUAAGUAAAAUAUUUCCUUGUGUUUAUCCAAAAGUGAGAUUUAGUUUUAAAACUAAAUGGAAGACUAAUAUCUGGAAACUAAAGUAACUGGAAACAUAGCUGAAAUGCUCGAAAGCACACUUUGAAAACUGGAGACAAAAUUGGGCCGGUUGGCUUUUGCUGUUUGUUUUUUUUUUUUUUUAAAGAGAAUAGUAGUUUUGUAAGCUUCCUUUACCCCCUACCCCAGUUCAUGUCAUGCAAACAAAUCGUUACAGCUUUAUCAUUUAUUGCAUUGAAGAUUAGAGCCAAUGGUGUAAAAGCUAAUGUUCUCAAAGGAAACAGAUUUGAGUUGUUGGGUUAGAAGGAACCAACUCACCUUCUGAAUGUUUACCUAGUAAAUAUCAGUACUGUCAUGUUUACCAUUUGCAAUUGUGGAAAAUAUGCAGAAAUUUAACCCUCAUUUUGAUAGGCUCUUCCAAUCACAGAUCAUGAGGGUAUUGACCAAAUUUAAAAAGCCAUUGCACUUACAUAGCUGUCUUCCUCAAUCAUUCUGUAAUCGAAAUUACUUGGGUCUAUGCUCCCAAGGACCUUUUGGCUCUUGAGAUUUUAUUUAGGUAUCUUGAAGAUAGUGUAGAACAUAGAGACUAAUCGUAGUAAAACAAAUACUAAAUUUGAAGACUGUUUAAUGACCAGACAGCUAUUUGGCAAAUAGUUUACUGACCCAGCAGACUUAUUUCUGCUCCUGUUGGGAAAAGAAUUGGUCUUGAUUUAUACUUGUAAAAGAAACAGAACAACAUGUUUCCCUUGUUUAACUGGUAGUUGAAUAUAGUACUUAGAUAUAAUGGCUUUUCUCUUUUUGGAAUGUUUUGUAUUUGAACCUAAUAAAACUUGACGUGCAUA